AUGAAGGUCAGGAAACAGAACGGGCCGGCAAAUGCGGGCCAGGAAGCGAUAGUUGAGGCUGUGGAUGGCGCAGAGAGGGGACCGAGCUUGGAAGACGAGGAGCAGGAGGAGGAAGAAGCGGAGCGGAGCGCCAUGCAGCUUAGCUAUGAGGACAUGCUGGCACUGGGCGAGCUAGCCGGCAAGGUCGAUAAGGGCCUCAGUGCGGAGGCCCUGAGCCGGCUGCCGGUGGUGCGAGUGUGCGCUCUUCGAGGGGAUUCAGGAGUUGUCUCCUUGAACCGUUGUUGCAUCUGCCAGCUGGAGUUCGAGGAGGCGGAGGACGCCACGCCGUUGUCCUGCCGGCACUGCUAUCACAGCGACUGCGUACGGCAAUGGUUACAACAGAGCAAGGCAUGCCCCAUCUGCGGAAAGGAGGUGGAGGCCGUCUAG
This is a messenger RNA of Volvox carteri f. nagariensis, 426 nucleotides long. RefSeq lists its product as uncharacterized. The transcript is spliced from 4 exons. The record is from RefSeq and is a predicted model, not a curated record. Bases 1 to 426 code for a protein of 141 amino acids. Lineage: Eukaryota; Viridiplantae; Chlorophyta; Chlorophyceae; Chlamydomonadales; Volvocaceae.